This is a messenger RNA of Monoraphidium neglectum, 597 nucleotides long. RefSeq lists its product as hypothetical. Gene Ontology annotation, molecular function: dihydrolipoyllysine-residue acetyltransferase activity. Lineage: Eukaryota; Viridiplantae; Chlorophyta; Chlorophyceae; Sphaeropleales; Selenastraceae. The transcript has 3 exons. Gene Ontology annotation, cellular component: pyruvate dehydrogenase complex. The record is from RefSeq and is a predicted model, not a curated record. The coding region runs from base 1 to 597 and encodes 198 amino acids. Gene Ontology annotation, biological process: pyruvate decarboxylation to acetyl-CoA.
AUGGAGUGCGAGGUGGACGCGCUGCUGGCGCUGCGGGCGCAGGUCAACAAGCAGCUUGGGGAGGCCGGCGUGAAGCUCAGCGUGAACGACUUCAUCGUAAAGGCGGCCGCCCUCGCGCUGCGCAAGGUCCCCGCUGUUAACGCGAGCUGGAUGGGCGACUUUGUGCGGGUGUACCACAACGUAGAUGUCAACGUGGCCGUGCAGACGCCGGGCGGCCUCAUGGUGCCGUUUGUGGCGGACGCUGACUCGAAGGGCCUCGCCGCCAUCAGCGCGGAGGUCAAAGGGCUCGCCGCCAGGGCCAAGGCCGGCAAGCUGCAGCCCGCCGAGUUCAUGGGCGGCACCUUCACCAUCAGCAACCUGGGCAUGUAUGGCGUCCGCCAGUUCGCGGCCAUCGUCAACCCCCCACAGGCGGCCAUCCUCGCGGUCGGGGCGAGCUCGCCCAAGGUGGUCAAGGCCGCCGACGGGGGGUACAAGGAGGUGCAGAGCAUGCUGGUGACGCUGAGCUGCGACCACCGGGUCGUGGACGGCGCGGUCGGCGCGGAGUGGCUGCAGGCGUUCAAGGGGCUCGUCGAGGCGCCCCUCACGAUGAUGGUGUGA